ACAACACUUAUCCACUCACACCGCUCUCUUCGUCUCCCUCGACGCUCUCUCUCUCUUUAGGAAACGCGAGGAAUCGCUUCCGAAUCUCCCCAAACCCUAGGAGCAUCUCCCCCCUUCCUCUUCCUCUUCCUCUUCUUCUUCUCGUGUGGAAGUGUUCGACCUCGAUCGAUCGCGUUGGGAGCCCUGGUUGCGCGCGCUCUCUUUUUCCCCUUCUCUCCCGCUGUCAGAAGCUCCUCUGAGAUCCAAUGGAGAUGGCCAUGGAGAUCGCCGAAUCCCGCGCAGAUCUCGCGCUUUCCGACGCUGGAGAUGUGGUUCCGACGACGAAGCAGCGAGGGCAAUCGAUAUGCAACCCGUGUUGUCCGCUGCAGCGGCAAGCCUUCCAGUACUAGGGUUUCGGCUCUUCGGAGUUGCGAUUUUAGAGGUUCUUCUCUUUGCAUCGCUGUUAAUUACUGUUGAAAGGAGGAAUCUUUGUUGGUUCUUGGCGUUUCUAGGGUUUCUGCGGCACAAAACUUGUUCCUUUCUUCUUCCACUUGAAGGAAAUCGCAUAAUUGGGGAUAGUUUUGGGGCUCUUGGGCGAUUUAUAAGGUUUUUAUCUCCUCCUAUGGCAGGAAAAGAACGAAUACCACCGUUUUGCUUUGGAUGUUGAAUAAUUUGUGCACGAAACUGGUUGGAAUUCUAAAUCUAGGGUUUCUUGAAGGUUAAAUUUGCAGUAUCGUUCUUUUAGGGUUUAUCUGUUUUUAAACAGAGGGCUUUGAGAGGAAAUUCAAGAAUUCGGGGUAGGUAACAUUUUGUAUCAUGGUGGGAAAGGAAUUGGCUAUCAGGAAAGUAGGGCCAGUUGAUUUGAGAGAGGUCGCGGCAAAGACGACUCUCCGUGAUGUGCGGCUUAAGGGGCAUACGUAUGUGGAGCUAAGACACGCAGGCAAGCGCAUAAUCUUUUUCUGCACCAUUUGCCUUACUCCAUGCUACAGCGACACCGUGUUGUUUGAUCAUCUUAAGGGAAAUCUUCAUGCUCGAAGGUAUGCCGCUGCCAAAGUUACUCUCUUUGGUCCUGUUCCUUGGCCUUUUAAUGAUGGUGUUCUGUUCUUUAAUAAUAUCCGUGAGAAAGAUUUACUGUUAUUAGCUCUGGAUUCUCAAAAGAAAGCUUUGGUUGUCCGUAGUGAAACUGUUGAUAAUGAAAACGAAGUAACAUCAAGGCUUAGAGAUGAUUUAAAGUCGCAAGAUCGUCCUUUUGGUAUUAGUAGCAAUGUUAACAAAGUGACCACUAAUGGGAAUGGUGAUAAUCACUGCAGUAAUGGCCAUAAAAAACCUACAAUAGCCGUAAAUGGGCAUAAAAGUUCUGGAAAUGGUGGUUGUCUCAUUAUUCCUGGUGUCUUGCUUAAGGAGGUUGUUUCUAAUCUGAGGGUCAGGUUUUUGGGGAUUGGAAAUGUUGCAUAUAAAAUCAAUGAAAACAUUGAAGCUAAGGAUAAGGUUACUAAGAUAUGGUGCGCGUGGUCUGGACAAGAGGCUUCUGAUGGAUCAGAGGAGAUGAAGGACUCUCACCAAUGUGAUUUUGCUAUAGUGAACUUUGUUUACACAUAUGAUUUGGGUAGAAAGUGGGGUCCAGGUGAUCAAGACCCUCCUCUAUCUCCCAGCUCUUUCUUUAUGAUUGAUGACUUGGGGCACUGGGGGAAGAAAAGGAAGAAGUCAUUUUCAGAUCAUGAAAAUUCCUCAGAACACAAUAGUAGUAGCAAUUCUCCCUCUGAAAACGGUUCUGGUCCUGAUGGCUGUUCUGCUGAUUCUUCUAGCCAUCUGCAAAUAGCGCGUCUGUCCAGCAAAUCUGCUAGGAAAGAGUUGAGGAAGCAGAAGCGUCUUUGUUCUGAGAGAGCUUGUGAUAUCUGUGGGCAACCGAUUCUUCCAGGAAAGGAUGUUGCGACCUUGUUGAAUUGCAAGACCGGAAAUCUAGCUUGCAGCAGUAGAAAUACAAAUGGGGCUUUUCAUCUAUUCCAUGCUUCCUGCCUUGUACAUUGGAUCCUUCUUUGUGAGUAUGAGCUGUUGGUUGAUCAAUCCAAUAGCAUAAAAAGCAUUCGGGGAAGGAAGGCAAGAACAGCUCUUAGAAAUAAGAUCUCGUCUAUAUUAUGUCCAGAAUGUCAGGGUACGGGCAUCCAUAUCGAAGGACAAGAAUUAGAGAAGCCAACUGUUUCUCUCUCUGAGAUGUUUCUAUAUAAGCUCAAAGCCCUUGAGGCACACAAGGCAUGGAUGAAGAACCCUGAAGUCCUUCAAAAAUGCUCCACUGGACUUUAUUUUCCUCAUGAAUCCGAGGAAAAUGCACAGGAAAAGGUUAUGCCCCUAAAGUUGCUUCAUUUUUAUCGGGCUGAUGAAUGACGCUGCUUGUCGAGAAGGCCUCCGAUGUAUGAGUGUUAGCAUGUUGUAGAUUUCUUAGGGUAGUUGUAAAUAAGUCUGCAUGAAUGACACUGAAAGUCGUAGAAAAGAGCCGGCGUUAGUUGCCUGGCUUAUGUAGUAAUUUCUAUGGUUUCUGAUUUGCAUUUCACAGUCAUUAGUCAUGUAUGUAGCUGUAUGUUGACCCAGUGAUCUGCUACUUUAUGUAACCAUGUAUAUUCCAGUUCUAUGCAGUGCUUGAACUUACAGGCUACUUCGAAAAGAAUCACGCUCGUUUAUUCUCGUGUCUAA
Messenger RNA from Ananas comosus (pineapple), 2667 nucleotides. RefSeq lists its product as uncharacterized. The record is from RefSeq and is a predicted model, not a curated record. Lineage: Eukaryota; Viridiplantae; Streptophyta; Magnoliopsida; Poales; Bromeliaceae. The coding region runs from base 796 to 2361 and encodes 521 amino acids. The transcript has 4 exons.